Messenger RNA from Schistosoma intercalatum, 1539 nucleotides. NCBI's taxonomy places the organism in Eukaryota, Metazoa, Platyhelminthes, Trematoda, Strigeidida, Schistosomatidae. The record is from the annotation of a GenBank genome assembly.
AUGAAUAUUUCAAAUUCAACGAUUCCAUAUUAUGAAACUGUCGAAACGAAUAUUGAUGCAAUAUGGUUAUGUACAUUAAUUCUACUUGGUUCUGUUUCAUUAUUAGGUACAAUUGGAAAUUUACUUGUAUUAGGUGUUUAUAUACAACAACAUUUUUGGCCACAUUUACAUUUGAAAUAUAGACAAAUUUAUUAUAAUCAAAAAUUAAGUAUGUUAAAUACAAAUGAAUUAUAUACAACAACAACAACAACAACAUCAUCGUAUCUUCAUGAUAUGAAUAAUGAUAAUUCUAAUCAUAUAAUACAGAUUCAUGAAUCAAAUGAACAAUUAUUUACUAAAACCACUGGUACACCAACAUUUUUUAUACUUGUAUUAGCAUGUGUUGAUUUAAUGGUAUGUUGUUUUGUUGUACCAUUGACAUUCUAUAUGGAAUAUAUACAUUUACAACCAUCAACAGAUAUAUGGUGUAAAACACAUGCAUUUUUAAAUAUAUGUAAUAUUAUGUUUAGUUCAUUAUUAAUUAUAGCAAUUGCAUUAGAAAGAUAUCUUACUAUAUGUCAUCCAUUACGUCGUAUAUUAACAAUGAAACGUGCUAAAUAUUUAACAUUAGGUUUAGCUAUAUUUUGUAUUCUAUAUGGUAUACUUGGUGCAUUACAUCAUAGUUUAGGGAUAACAAAUGAUGAACCAAAUAUAAAACAAUGUUGUGAUACACCAGAAAUACCAAAUGCUACUUAUAUAGAAAAAUUAACAUAUGAUAUAUUGCAGAAAGGUAAUACAGCCAGUUUUAUAUUAUCAAUUCUAUCCGUUAUUAUAUUAUAUUCAUUAAUUUUACGCGUUGUCAUUAAAACACAUCGUGCUCAACGUUAUACACCAGUGAUUAAUCAUAAUACGAUACCAUAUAAUACUAUCAUAAUACAUAAUACAAAAAUGUUAAAUAGAAAUCAAAAAAGUGCCAUUUCAUCAAAUGAUUUAAACAAUACUACUACUACUACUACUACUACUACUAAUGACAUUGGACAUUUAACCACUGAUCCUCAUCAACAUCAACAUCAUCGUAAAAGUUUAACAAAUAGAAUCAAAAUGAAUUUAUCCAUAAAAAAUAUAACAGAAAGUACAUUAUGGAGAGAGAUACGUUCAGCUAGUGUAUUAUUUGUUGUAGCUGUUGUUUAUAUUAUUGUAUUUACACCAGCAUUAUUAACAGCUAAUAAAUUAGUACAAUUUAAUUUACUUGCAUAUAAUACAUACUACUUAAAUAAUAUGUCAAAUCCAUUAAUUUAUUGUUUUAUGAGUAAUGCAUUUAGAAAAAAAUUAAAAAUUUUAUUAUUUAAUAGUAUUAUAUCCUAUAAAUGUUGUUAUAUUAAACAUAAUAAUAAUAAUAAAUUAUUUCAUCCUUCAUAUCAUCUUCAACAUCCUCAACGACAACAACAUCCUAGACAACAACGUCGUAAACAACAUUUAAGAGCAAGAGAAUUAAUCAAUAAUAUUAGUAAUAAUAAUAAUGAUAUGAAUAGUAACAUAGACAAUCCUAUGGAUAAAUAA